Molecule: messenger RNA, 1380 nt
Organism: Miscanthus lutarioriparius
Lineage: Eukaryota; Viridiplantae; Streptophyta; Magnoliopsida; Poales; Poaceae
Source: the annotation of a GenBank genome assembly
AUGCAGCCCAACCCCAUCUCCUCCCCACCGCCGCCGCCGCAGCCGACCCCUCUUCCGCCGCCCACGGACCCCGACCCGCCGCCCCCGCCCGUGGCUCUCGUCCGCCACUGGCUCCACGCGUCUGCCUCCGCCGCCUCCCCGCCCCCCGCGGCCCUCGACGGCUUCUCCGAUGGGUACCGCUCCCUCGACCUCGUCGGGCGCCGCGAGGUCCUCCGUUCCCUCGCCAUCGACUACGACGUGCCCCGCGCGCGUGUCCGGGACCUCAUGAGACAGUACAUGAGCAUCGCCUCCGCCGAGCCCUCAGGAGGGGAUGACGUGGAGGCGGAGGGGAAGGAGGGCGCCGCGUCGGCGCUGUACCGGAUGGAGCGGGGGCUCCGGGACGCACUCCGGGAGGAGAACGCUCCAGCGCUGCGGGCUCUGGACUCGUACUUGAAGGAGAAGCUAGUGACUUGGCUUAGAACUGCGGCACUGACGCUCCACCAGAUUACCUGGGAUGAUCCUGCCUCCUUGCUAGAGAAGAUUGUGGCAUAUGAAGCCGUGCAUCCAAUCAGGAAUCUGAUGGACUUGAAGAGAAGAUUGGGCAUUGGCCGCCGAUGCUUUGGGUACUUCCAUCCAGCAAUACCAGGGGAGCCCCUGAUUUUCAUUGAAGUUGCUUUACUCAAAGAUAUGGCCGCAUCUAUACAGCCUGGUUUAUCAGGUAUUAAUCUAGGGAAGUUUCUUCUCAAGCGUGUGAUUGACAUGUUGAGAAGAGAUAUGCCAUCAGUACAGAUUUUUGCAACACUUAGCCCAAUCCCUGGUUUCAUUCAAUGGCUUCUUGCUAAGCUGGCCUCCCAAAUAAAAUUAUCAGAGGCAGAGUCACAGGAGGGGAAUUCACUAGGAGCCUGUUCUACUUUCAAAGAAUCCAUCCUUCUUCCUGACGAAGAGAGAAUGAUUCAUGAUGCCAUCGAAGAAGCUGAUGGAAAUCAAGGGAUUGAACUAUUGCAAGAUAUACUGAAAUCAAGACAGUGGGUAAAGUCUGGCAAAUUAUCUUCUGCAUUAAAACCGCCUCUUAUGCGUUUAUGUGCAAGGUAUCUUGCCAGAGAGAAGAAGCGAGGAAAAGCUCUAGAUGCUGUUGCAAAUUUUCACUUGCAAAAUGGAGCAAUGAUUGAGAGAAUAAACUGGAUGGCCGACCAGUCAGAGAAGGGCAUUCAACAAAGUGGAGGUAUCAUGGUCAAUUAUCUUUACAGGUUAGAGAACAUAGAAGAAUUUGUUACUGCUAUUUUUGUCAUCCUGCUUUUGUAUCACAUUGAGAAUUCUGUAGUAGCUGAAGGAUUUAUGAGACAACAUUUCUGGAACGGACUUUGCUUCCUGAGGUGUUUUAUCUGUCAUUGGAUACUUUGA